CUAGGAUACCAAACAGCAGCAUCCAGACUUAACUGUUUCCAUCUUUGGAUACACACAGAGCUUAUUCUUCUAGACAAGAGUGAAGAAAAUACCAGUAAGGGUUUGGUCACCCUUGCAUCAGGAACAAAGUUCUCCUCUUCAUAUGAGUGUGAGUUGUCUUUUAAUCCAAAAGGACUAAUUGCCGUCACAGAUACUUGGAGAACUGAAAAUGGAGACUGCAUAUCUCAAAAAAUGCCUAGGCAGAUGCUUGGCAGAGGGCCUUGCCGAGGUGGCAGAACGUUGGCCAGCAGACCCAAUCCUGUACUUGGCAUGGUGGAUUUAUAAAUAUCGAAAAAAUAUGGAUGAUGCACUUCACAGGAAACUGGAAAGGGAAGAUCUGGAGCGAGAGCGUGAGGAGGCCAAAAGAGAACUGGAAAUGAUCGAAAGAAUGAAGGAAGAAGAACUUUUGUUUCAGCAGAAGCUUGAAGAAGAGCGGCAGGCACAAAUGGAACGAGAACGGGAAGAACAAGAGAGAUUAGAGAGAGAAAGAGAAGAAGAGCUUCUAUUGGAGCAGAAACUACAAGCAGAGUUGGAGGCAAAGGCAGCUGCUGAGAAAGAGACACCGUCGAAAACCUUAGCUGAGCUGACCGACAAAUAUGGGGCUCCUCAUCUGAGCAGAGUUGACGAGAUAGAUGAAAUUGAACAAUCUGACCAUGCACUGACUACAGUAGCUGAGACAGAGGAAGGAGAUGAGUCUCCUGUUUGAGAGAUAUCUUUCUCACCUGCAGCUGUUUAUUCCAGAAACUUCAAGGGCUGCUACAAGUGUGGAUGGCUGGUAUCUGUUUUAGGGCUACUGAUACAAUGAAUUAAUGCAGCUAAAGAGCAAACUCCCACCACCAAGAUAUAAAAUAAAAGCAAGUUGUAUAAGGUA
This is a messenger RNA of Podarcis raffonei (Aeolian wall lizard), 910 nucleotides long. Its product is annotated as DPY30 domain-containing protein 1-like. The record is from RefSeq and is a predicted model, not a curated record. Lineage: Eukaryota; Metazoa; Chordata; Lepidosauria; Squamata; Lacertidae. The coding region runs from base 209 to 745 and encodes 178 amino acids. The transcript has 6 exons. Gene Ontology annotation, cellular component: Set1C/COMPASS complex.